This is a messenger RNA of Calypte anna (Anna's hummingbird), 818 nucleotides long. It is a transcript of the gene GREM1, whose product is annotated as gremlin 1, DAN family BMP antagonist. Gene Ontology annotation, molecular function: receptor ligand activity; BMP binding. The transcript is spliced from 2 exons. Gene Ontology annotation, biological process: animal organ morphogenesis. The record is from RefSeq and is a predicted model, not a curated record. Lineage: Eukaryota; Metazoa; Chordata; Aves; Apodiformes; Trochilidae. Bases 161 to 715 code for a protein of 184 amino acids.
AUCCGAGACUCUCUCUCUAUGGACUCCCGGGAAGCUCCGGGCUCCCACGCCACCCGCUCCUCCGAGUGACCCGCCGGCUAGAGCCCCACAGAGCCCCGGGCCCCGCCGAGGAACCGCUGCCACCGAGCUGGGCCCCACCGAGGAGCCGACGCCGCGCAGGAUGGUACGCACACUGUAUGCCCUCGGUGCUGCUUUCCUUCUGAUGGGAUUUCUGCUACCAGCAGCAGAAGGGAGGAAGAGGAACCGUGGAUCUCAAGGUGCUAUCCCUCCUCCUGACAAAGAUCAGCCCAAUGAUUCAGAGCAAAUGCAGACACAGCAGCAGUCAGGCUCAAGGCAUCGAGAACGAGGAAAAGGCACCUCCAUGCCUGCUGAAGAGGUGCUGGAGUCCAGUCAGGAGGCCCUGCACAUCACCGAGCGCAAAUAUCUCAAGAGGGAUUGGUGUAAAACUCAACCUCUCAAACAAACUAUCCACGAAGAAGGCUGCAACAGUCGCACCAUUAUCAACAGGUUCUGCUACGGCCAGUGCAAUUCCUUCUACAUUCCCAGGCACGUCCGCAAAGAGGAAGGCUCCUUCCAGUCUUGUUCCUUCUGCAAGCCCAAGAAAUUCACCACCAUGACUGUUACACUCAAUUGUCCAGAGCUUCAACCUCCGAGAAAGAAGAAAAGGAUCACCCGAGUUAAGGAAUGCCGCUGUAUAUCUAUUGACUUGGACUAAACUGGGAAAACUAUGGUACUGCUUUCACUCAGACUGUAUGCAGUCAUGGCCAGCGUGAGGGUGAGGGACAUGAACUUGCAUAUCUCUGGGGCUGGACAAAAUU